Molecule: messenger RNA, 1504 nt
Organism: Poeciliopsis prolifica (blackstripe livebearer)
Lineage: Eukaryota; Metazoa; Chordata; Actinopteri; Cyprinodontiformes; Poeciliidae
Gene: iah1
Product: isoamyl acetate hydrolyzing esterase 1 (putative)
Exons: 6
Coding region: 27-755 (242 amino acids)
Molecular function (GO): hydrolase activity, acting on ester bonds
Source: RefSeq, a predicted model, not a curated record
GAAAAUAAAAGGAGAAGCUUUGAAUCAUGUCUAAGUUGAGCACAGUAAUUUGGCCUAAAGUCGUUUUAUUUGGUGACUCCAUCACGCAGUUUUCAUUUCAACCCAGUGGAUGGGGAGCAGAAACUGCAAAUAAACUUGCAAGGAAAUGUGAUGUUGUGAACAGAGGAUUGUCUGGUUAUAACUCCAGAUGGGCAAAAAUCGUCCUUCCUCGCCUCAUCAGCAGCCAGAAUCCAGCAGAAAAUAACAUAGCAGCUGUUACCGUAUUCUUUGGAGCGAAUGAUGCUUCGCUGGAAGAUAAGAACCCACAGCAGCACGUCCCUCUAAAGGAGUAUUCAGAGAACCUGAAGGAGAUCAGCAGGUUUCUGACCUCAGCUGGUGUUGCAGCAGACAAAGUCAUCUUUAUCACUCCUCCUCCGAUUCACGAGCCGGCCUGGGAGAAGGAGUGCAUCCUCAAAGGAUGUCCUCUCAAUCGGCACAACUCGGUGGCGGGACAGUACGCUCAGGCAUGUGUUCAGGCGGCUGGUCAGUGCGGGUCGGACGUCCUGGACCUCUGGACGCUCAUGCAGAAAGACGGACAAGACUUCACCGCCUACCUGUCUGACGGGCUCCACCUUUCAGAGAAGGGAAACCAGUUUGUGGCGCAGCAUCUCUGGAGCAUACUGGAAAGCCGUGUGGCUCAUCUGCCCUUCAUUCUGCCUUACUGGGGAGACGUGGACACCAGUAGCCCAGAGAGCAGCCUCCUCUGCAACUCAUGAAGCAGAAAACGUCUUGGAAAGCUUAAAAACGAGCAGUGGACUUUAGACUUCCCAAAGUAUUAGCUAAUUCUUUGGAAUUACAGCAAGUGGAGUCAAAACUCUACUGUGAAGUAUUAGCACCACUGUGGAUAGAAAGGGGUGGCAAGGACUUAGAAAUCUUUAAAUUAAUCUCAAGAAAUUUUCUAGAAAAAAAAAAUUUUUGAGUUGCAAAUUUGUUUUUAAAAAUUCAGAAACUGAGAAUUGCACAUUUUCUAGAAAAUAGCUUUAAAAUUUCAAUUUGUAAAAGUUGAAGAUUUGGUAGAAUUUUUUUUUAAACAUUUCAUGUUUUCUAGAAAAAAAUAAAAAUUGAGUUGAAAAUUUGCUAAAAAGUUCCAAAAUUGAGAUCUCAAAUUUUCUACAAAAACAGAAAUUUCUGAGUUUGAAAAGUUUAACAUUUCCUAGAAAAAAAAAAUCAGAAAUUCUCUAGAAAAAACAUGGACAUUUAAGAUGCCAAUUUUUAUAUAUCAAAUUUAUUUGACUUUUAAAUGAGAAAUGUCCUAGAUUUUCUUGAAAUAAAAUUUAGAUUUAAUUUAAUCCAAUUUUUUUUUAAAUAACACGUUUCAAACUCAAACAUCCAAAAGAAAGUUCCUGAAAAUUACAGAAGUUAAUCCAAAAACGUCUGCAUUUUUUUGGUGAAAAAUUACUUUUUUCUUCUGUUUCUAACACAGUUGUAAAAGUCAAAUGUUUAACAAUAAAGAUUUUUUUUCUUA